CUGGAUGAGACUGGACCAUGACACCAACACUUCGGAUUCCAGCAGCUAUAAAAUCCGAGCGUCUUCACACACUCCCCCUCACACAUGCACACACACUGACAGAAACACUCUCACAUUCUCAAAGUCAUUGACGGCUCAACACGGACACUUGUGUUCCAGGUUCCUGACGAGAUGAGAAGCUCUUUGUGUCUCGUCCUGCUCUUGGUUUGUGUCCUGGUCACCUGCUCUUCAUCCCAGCGAGGUUGCACAGGUCGAUGUGGAGAGAAUUAUUUCAGAGGCAAUAAGUGUCAGUGUGACUACGAGUGCCUGUCGCACAAAGAGUGCUGCAAAGACUAUGAAGCUGUUUGCACUACAAGAGACUCCUGUAAAGGAAGAUGUGGUGAGAGCUUUAAGAGAGGGAGGCUGUGUCACUGUGACAUUGAAUGUGUUAAAUACGACCAGUGCUGUCCAGACUACGAGACGCAGUGCAACACUGAGGAUUCCUCAGUGGAAGAAGAAUACCGUGAGCUUGAGGUGAGCACUCCUCUGGACGACAUUGUGACUGAAGAUGCUGUGAGCGGUAGCAAGCCUUCUCCCUAUGACACGGCCGAGUUUUUCGACCCAAUUGAAAACCAAGUGACGCCCCUCCCUAACCUGCCUGAUUUUGGAACAGUGCCAAGUAUGAUUGGUUCUCCCGUGACUGACAAGGAUCCUGAAAAUCCUCAGGAUAACUUUAAACCUGAGCAGUUUUCUCCUAACAUCUCAGCACCUAAUGUUCCUCCAGCGUCAACUAAGCUACCCGACACCCAACAACAUUCGGAAGAUUUUCCAGCUACCACAAGCACAAAAAACACUACAUCUGAACAGACUGACCUGACAGCGAAAGCAAACACUUCACUUUCCACAGAGCCCCAAAGCAAUGAUGCAUCUGAUAAUCCUGAAAAACCUGCUUCUGAAUCAGCUGAUCAAAAUCCCCAGUCGGCCUUUGAACAGAAGCAACUUUCUUACGAUGCCUCAGUUCCCACUGUUCCACCUAAUAUGGAUUCAACUACACCAAAUGCCACAUUAUCAUCAGAACAAAAAGGUACAACAGACUCUCAAAGCACCUCAGAGUCCAAACCCUCACCUGCACCCACAGAUCUGGACAAUAAUCUAGCCCUCAAGCCGACUAAUCCUGUCCAAUCUAAAGAAAAAGAUGGUCCAGAGGUAAACCUUCAAACUCAGACAGAGGCUCAGUUGGAACCCAGUGAGGUCACAACUUUGGGACGGCUGGAUAUCCAGAACACGACCUCAGCAGACCAGUCUGCCAACAUAACAGAAGAACAACAUGAAGCUAAGGAUACAAAGGACAUCCUUUCUACAGAGGAUUCUCCAAAGUUCCCUGCCAUAUUAGCCAGCACCCCUCCUUCUGAGAAGGUUAGCCCUUUACCAGGUGAAGCAGAAGAGGAAAAACCCACUAAACCAAAAAAUUAUAACAAAAACCCCCAGGGUCUUCAAGAUUAUCAGGCAGAUGCCAGCAGGGACACUAAUCUUUGCAAUGGUCUUCCAGUUAAUGGUUUGACGACGCUUAAAAAUGGCACCAUUGUGGUUUUUCGAGGCCACUACUUUUGGACGCUGGACUCCAGAAGAAAUGCCGGGCCUGCUCAUUUAAUCACAAGUGUUUGGGGUAUCCCAUCUCCCAUUGACACGGCCUUCACACGCUGUAACUGCCAAGGCAAGACCUACAUCUUCAGGGGGGAUAAAUACUGGAGGUUUGAAAAUGACGUUAUGGAUGCUGGCUUCCCCAGACCCAUCAGUGAGGGCUUUGGACUUGGGGGACAUGUUGUUGCAGCUUUAUCCACACCUCAAUACAGGAGCAGGAGGGAGGCCGUGUUAUUUUUUAAAAGAGGUGGCCUGGCCCAGAAAUACACCUACCUCAACACGCCCGCCUGUGGGAGCACAUCUGCUGCAGUGCUAGUAAAGAAGAGAUUUAGAAAGGAAGCAGUCCCUGAACUUGGGCCAACGAUCACCAUUAGUAAGACCUGGAUAGGAUUUCCACCCACAGUGACAUCAGCAGUGUCAGUGCCCACUACAGGAGGGGACGGAUACAAAUACUACGUCUUCUCAAAAUCUACGUACUACGGCUUAAGGAUAGAAGGUGAGACUCCAGUUAUCCUGACUGCGAGGGCUGGACAGGAACAGCAGAGAUCACCCAAAAGUUGGUUCAGAUGCCCAGGGACGAGUAUAGCGUAGUACACUCUAAGCGCCUAAAUAUUAUGACUGUGUGUGAUGCUCCUUAACUUUAUACUUGAGACAUUGCUUUUAUUUACAUUAAGAGAGCUUUAAAAAGUUUAUAGAAUGCUGCAGUUUUAAAGGAUUUUAAUCAGGAUGUUUCCAAAGGUCAAGUGCUUAUUUUUUGACCAAUCAGAGCACAGGAUGGGGGGCAUAUGUGAAAAACAAAAAACAAAGUGAAUAAACACAUUGAACAGAGACAAUUCCAACAUCGCAGUACGACCCCAAACACCAAGCUUAGCUGCCACCUAAACAUUAAGUGAUACAUGAUGAGACACUAACUUUGGAGAAAAGACACACAAACAGCUCUUCUCUUUAUUUUUACUGCCAAAGCUAUAGUGAAGCAGCUCCUGAUCGGCAGGU
Clarias gariepinus (North African catfish) is the source of this 2613-nucleotide messenger RNA. RefSeq names its product proteoglycan 4b (gene prg4b). The coding region runs from base 172 to 2211 and encodes 679 amino acids. The record is from RefSeq and is a predicted model, not a curated record. Gene Ontology annotation, molecular function: polysaccharide binding; scavenger receptor activity. The transcript is spliced from 13 exons. Lineage: Eukaryota; Metazoa; Chordata; Actinopteri; Siluriformes; Clariidae. Gene Ontology annotation, biological process: immune response.